CUUAAAAUGAGGAGUACCGGUUUGGGAAUUAGGUUGGGAAUUGCAUUCUCUGUUGUCCUGAUGGUUGCAAUCAUAAUCACCAUCAAAAGAGAUUCCUUGACUCAGCUCUGUAGGAACCUGGUGUAUUUGCCCUCUCUGGCCAAACACAUGUCAUCGGUGGUGCCCAAGGAAAAUUAUGGAAGAAACUACACCAAGAAGACUAGUAGCUCCGUUGUAAAGGAGGAGGAGGUGUCUGAUGAUGAUCAUCAUGAAGGCAGUGGAAGAGCAUGAAACUCAGCAGCAAGAAGAUGCCAAAUCUAGAUGGACGUCUUGUAACCUUCCUCCUUCUGCUGCCCAGUUAGCAGCUGCCCUACAUGAUCCCAUGACUCUUGAUAUGGAUGCUGUCCUCUCAGACUUCGUUCAGUCCACGGGGGCAGAGCCUGGUCUAGCCAGAGACUUGUUGGAAGGCAAAAACUGGGAUUUCACUGCUGCUUUGAGUGACUAUGAACAGCUCAGGCAGGUGCAUACAGCCAACCUGCCCCAGGUGUUCAAUGAAGGAAGGUAUCCCAAACAGCAGCCACAGCAAAAGCCGGAUAAAGAACCUUCCCAACAGGUGAACAAGAGUGAGCGGCUCUCCUUUCCUAGACAGGAGGACAUCUCCCAAGAGAAGAGGCUUUCUAGAGGAAUCUCUCACGCCAGUUCCGCCAUUGUCUCACUCGCCCGCUCUCACGUGGCCACCGAAUGUAACAAUGACCAUUUCUCUCUGGAGAUGCCCAUCUACACCUUUCAACUUCCCGACCUCAGCGUUUACAGUGAAGAUUUCAGGAGCUUCAUUGAACGGGACCUGAUUGAGCAGGCCACCAUGAUUGCUUUGGAACAAGCUGGUCGUCUCAACUGGUGGUCAACGGCGUGUACCAGCUGCAAGCGUCUCCUUCCAUUGGCCACAACCGGGGAUGGAAACUGCCUCUUGCACGCUGCUUCUUUGGGGAUGUGGGGGUUUCACGACCGAGACCUUGUAUUACGGAAAGCACUUUACACCAUGAUGAGGAGUGGGGCCGAAAGGGAAGCUUUGAAGAGAAGGUGGAGGUGGCAGCAGACCCAGCAAAACAAAGAGUCAGGAUUGGUUUAUACGGAAGAAGAGUGGGAGCGAGAGUGGAAUGAACUGCUCAAGUUGGCCUCCAGUGAACCCCGCACUCACAUCAGCAAGAACGGAGGCAGCGGCGGUGGCGUGGAGAAUUCUGAAGAUCCCGUCUACGAGAGCCUGGAGGAGUUCCACGUUUUUGUGCUGGCCCAUAUAUUAAGGCGACCGAUUGUCGUUGUGGCAGAUACAAUGCUACGGGAUUCAGGAGGAGAAGCAUUUGCACCCAUCCCCUUUGGUGGAAUUUACUUGCCCUUGGAAGUCAUGCCCAACCGAUGCCAUUGCUCUCCCCUGGUCCUCGCUUAUGACCAAGCCCAUUUCUCGGCCCUCGUGUCAAUGGAACAGAAAGACCAACAGAAGGAGCAAGCGGUGAUCCCUCUGACCGAUUCUGAACAUAAAUUACUGCCUUUGCACUUUGCGGUUGACCCGGGCAAAGACUGGGAAUGGGGCACGGAUGACAGUGAUAACAUCAAAUUGGCCAAUUUGAUUCUGUCCCUGGAGGCAAAGCUUAACCUCCUGCACAGUUACAUGAACGUAACCUGGAUUCGCAUGCCGUCAGAAACACGGGCUCCCUUGGCUCAACCAGAGUCUCCUACGGCCUCAGCCGGAGAAGAUGUCCAGUCGCUGGCAGACUCCAUGGAUUCGGACAGGGAUUCCAUCUGUAGUAAUUCCAACGGCAAUAACGGCAAAAACGGGAAGGAGAAAGAGAAGCAGAGGAAGGACAAGGAGAAGAACCGAGGGGAUUCGGUGGCUAACAAACUUGGAAGUCUCAGCAAGACUCUGGGCAUCAAGCUGAAGAAGAACAUGGGUGGCCUUGGUGGGUUGGUCCAUGGCAAGAUCAACCGAGCCAACGCCGGGAACGGCAAAAACGGGGAGAUCGUGGAGAAGGCGAAAGAGAAGAAGUCGAAAUCGCGUAAAGGAAGCAAAGAGGAAUCGGGCCGCUCUGCGAGCACGUCCCCCUCGGAGAAGACCACCCCGUCGCCCACGGAGAAGGCGAGUAUCUCCCCUGCGGAGAAAGCCAACUCGAAAUCUCCAUCCGAGAAGCAGCCGGACUCCUGGAAAUACAGCACGGAUGUGAAGCUGAGCCUCAACAUCUUGAGAGCCGCCAUGCAAGGAGAGCGGAAGUUCAUUUUUGCCGGCCUUCUCCUGACCAGCCAUAGACACCAGUUCCACGAGGAGAUGAUUGGCCACUACCUGACCAGUGCCCAAGAGCGCUUCAGCGCCGAGCAAGAGCAGAAGAGGAAAGAGGCGGAGAAGAAGGCCGCGGCUCUCGGCAGCUCCUCCUCUCGAAAACUGGACCAAGAAGGGUUUUCCAAGGAGAAGCUGGACUCGUCUCCUCAGGGGAGGGCAUCACCAGUGUUGCCUCAAAGCCAUACCACUCAGCUGGUUUUAAAGUUCAAAGACCGUUCCAGUCCCACGCCGGCUUCCUUUUCGUCACCUAGCAACGGUGCCAAAAGGAGUGGACCCAUCCCAGUGUCUGCCCAUUAUAGCCAUACGCCCCCCGUCCAAAGGCAGAGCGUCAUUCACUUGCACGACUUCAACGCCAAGCCAUCCAGCUUCCAAGACGACGUCUACAAGCCCGUGGUGGGCACCCUCAAAACGUGUGCCACCUACCCUCAGCAAAACCGCUCAUUGUCCUCGCAGAGUUAUAGCCCGGCCCGGAUAGCCGACAUCCGUACGGUCAACACGGUGGAAUCCUUGGCCUACGCUCUGCCCACGGACCCCAAGUCGCAAACGUACACCAAUGGGUUUAACAAUAGCAACGACAUUAGAGACAGCUUAGAGUACGUGGACGAAGAGGCUCCACAAACCUGGUUGAACAAUGAGAAAAACCGCCAGAGGAGCACGGUGUGCCCUAUGUACGCCAUCCAGCAGAACCGUUGCAAGACGGAGAAUUGCUCCUUUUACGGCCGCCCCGAAACCAAGAACUUCUGUUCCUGCUGCUACAAGGAGGAACUCAAACGUAGGGAGCGGGAGAGUAAAAGGUCCCGGCAUUGAAGACCGUGGAGCUCUUCGAAUAAAUAUUUAUUUCCUUCUUUUUCUUACUUAGGACAUACUGUAUGUGGUAAGGGACUGAAAGAGGAAAGACCAGGGGGGGAUUCUAGAAAGCGCUAGCUUUUUAAAUUUUUUUUGGGGGGGCAGGGGUGGGGGGCAAGAAAAAAAAAAAAAAAAGAGAGAGUGAGGAUCCUUGGGUAAUCAAGAGUUGGUGGCUUCCCAUUUCGUUGGUGUCUUUUUUACAUACGCUGGUAGUCGGAGAGGAUCUUUACUUCUUUGUCAGUGCUGUAUCCGUGUGGUCAAAACUUUACUAAUGGUGCCUGAAUUCACACUGACAUCACUCAGGUAGUAGAAAGAUUAGGGGAAAAGUCAUAAAAAUAGAAGACGUGGUGUGGUAAGUGUACAAAUGUGUCUGCCUCAUUCUGUAGAUCUGAAGUAGGGAACUCUGGCUCUUUUAUGACGUGUGGACUUCAGUUCCCAGAAUUCAGCUUGUCGACUUGUGGACUUCAGCUCUCAGAAUUCCUGAGCCAGCUAUGCUGAAGUCCACAAGUCGACAAGCUGAAUUCUGGGAACUGAAGUCCACACAUCAUAAAAGAGCCAGAGUUCCCCACCCCUGUUGUAGAUCAUCUCCACGGAAGAAAUGUCAUGUUCCAUCGCUCUUCUUCCCUUUCUGUUUUUUUUUUAAAGGAAGCGAGCAUCGUAAAGGUGUAUUUAGCGCAUAUUAACUCACUAAUAUCCUUGCUAUAAACUGGUUUUUGUAACCUCCUUUUUUCCAUAGACCCACAAGUGAAAAGCAUGGGUCCAUGACAACAGCUUUUCUCACCCAACAGAAGCGUAUUCAUUCAUUCAUUCCUGUAAGUGAUCUCCGGUUUUGGGCCACAACAAUUGCUCAAGAUGGAAAGGUCUAUCCUUCAAUUGCACAACCUUGCCGGCUGAUAUUAAAAUAAGGCCCAACUCUCAUAUUAAAAAUGAGCACUUUACAGUUUAGGGUCGGGGGUAGUGCAGACCCUGAUGUGGUCAGCUUGUCGUCCUGCACUGCAGGCUGUAUCAUUCACUGAGUUUAGGAAUACGGUUAUUGCCACGUUAUUUAGUUAUAUUUUUCCCGGAUGUCGGUUCGUUCCAAACUAUCUGUAGCCUGUCACCCAGAUCCUUCCUUUUCCAGAGAAGACGACAAAAAUGGCCUGUAUUGAUUUGCACUGAUGUUAAAUUAUGGACACCUACUUUUGAAAAGCAAGUGAUGGUUUUUUUUUUCAGUGUGUGUUUUUUCUACACGUUCUCAAAUGUGGCCCGUCGACGUUUGGAUUCAGGAAAAGGACGAGCCGCUGAAUUUAUUUCAGCAAUUAUUUUAAAAACUCCAUUGAACCGAGAUUGUGGAUUUUUGAACCAUCUGGGUAACUUUUCUAGAGGCAUCGAAUUGUUUUGUCACAGGUCUCGUAUUGUAUAAAUGGGACAACCCUGAUUAUUUGUUUUACGAAUGGAUAGCUUUCUGCAGCCAGCAACCGUUAAAUAGUAAAAUCCAUCAAAAAUAUAAAUCAGAGUUAAAAUCAGCCAUAAGAAUUAGCAGAGGACAAUAAAGGGAAAGGUCGUUUGCAGCAAAAUAAGGCAGGUGGCUUUUUUGCUGCCAAUCCAAGUUCUUGAGAACAGCAUCUUCCAAUCUGCCAGCUGCUUCUAUACCCUUCUCCAGAACCGGCCUUGCAAAGAAACAAGAGAAAUUUUGCAGUGGAUUCCAAAUUGAUACCAUAUCUGAAUGUGUAGCCUUUGUCAACAUCUUAGUCAGUGAUCAUCCCCAUCAACUGAAGAUGCUAAACCUUCUUCAGAAGUCGCCUCUAGUCUUGGAGUAGGCAGACCGUGAAUCAGGGAAGAACAUUUUAUAGUGUCCAUGCAUAGCUGAUGAAAUAGUCAAAGGAGUCACACAGAAGCAAUUCUAGUUUCCACACCAAUCUUUUCUUCCUCGGAUAACUGUUCUUGAGUUUGGGUGGACUCCUCAGCUGCAUGCGUGAUCUUUCAGAAAAAGCCAUUCCACCUAUAAGGAAGAAUAGUCAUGGUAUCUCCAUCACUUCGGAUUUAAGUUAGAUUUAAUCAGGAAGACCUGAGGAAAAAGUGGCAGGAACCACUUUUAUCUUUCUUCUCUCUACUUUUCAAAGCCAGUGGUUUGUUAUAAAAACCACGAUGCAAUCCAUAAUUGGAUUCCUUUCUUUUCUGUGUGUGUUUUUGUCUUGUAGUCGUCUUCUUCAUUGGCAGACCUAAGCUGUUAGGGCAUAAGAAUGUGCUACAUUCUUAUACAGAGCAAUAUAACCUAACUCUUAGGAGAAUUUUUGUCUGCAUCUCAGCCUGUAUACAUCUUCAUCCACUCCGUUCCUUUGACUCCAUUCCAUUCAUAAAAAAGGGAAGGAAAACCAUUUGUCCCCAACUUGAAAGCACCUUCAAACAUCCAAGUGAUUUUGAAAAGCUCAUUCAAGAUCCUUACACCCAGGUGUAAGAAUUCCUUUCUUUGAUCAUGCAUCAUUUUAUAUUUGGUUCUGCCUCCCUAAAUAUAAAACAAUGGUGCCUACUCUCCAUAGUUAUUCACUCGUGCGUUUCACCCACCUUGUCGUAAGUCUUCUGGAGAGCCAAUCGCUGAUGCAUUCAUAUCAGCCUAGAAAAGGAAUGAGAAAGUUUCCUCAGCAUCUCGGAAUAAGUAUUUUAAUUUUGGAAGGUUGAAUAAUACUUGACUAUUAACAGUUUCUGUAUCUUUGGAAAGGUGUGGCAAUUCUUAGUUAAGACCAACUUUCCCUCAUAAAUGGCGUUGGGUUAUCACAUCUAUGGGCCCACACACCAGAAGAGUGUACCAGGAUGUGUACAGAAACCCUGAUUCCUAGCUUAUUCCUAGUCUUUGGGAAAUCUCAGAGAGAGAGAGAGAGAGAGAGAGAGAAAGAGAGAUGACUCUAUAUUAAUACUAAUUGGCUUUUUUUGUCAAUGUUUCCUCUAAGAUCUGGGAGGACGAACGUGUUGGAGAAUGUCUUUUCCAUGCCUUUUGUGCUUCCACUUUGGAAUCAAGAUAUUCAGCUGAGGUGGGACUGGGAUGUCUGACUCUUGAACUUUGUGUCCAGUUCAUUCCUAGGAGUCCCCCUCCCAGUACUGAAGAAGGCUGUGGGGUCUUGAUGUUCCUCUUUGGUUGUGGUGAUUGGUGAUUCAUUUCUUUGGCCAAAGAAACUAUGGUACCAGAUGGAGCAACCUGUGAUUGUAUUUCAUAACGUGUGUGUGUGCAUGAGAGAGAGAGAGAGGGAGAGAGACAGACAGACAAAGAAAUUGGACAUUGUUUUUAAGGGAGGGUGAGUUAAGUAAAUAUGUAUUAUUACUGAUGGAUUGGUGAAGGAACAGCUUUCACUAUUCCUAUGAAUACACUUCUGUAGGUGAACCCAAAGGUGUUUUUUUCAAGAGGCAACUGGUCUUCCUUUGUCUUUCCUUGAAGAUGUUUCGCUUCUCAUCCAAGAAGCUUCUCCAGUUCUGAAGGAAAAACCAAGGAAGUCCAGUUGCCUCUUGAAGAAGCACCUUUGGGACAACCACGACUUGGAUGACUGAGAAUCUCCACAGGCAUUCUGUAGGUGAAGUUAGUUAUCUAAAAAAUUGUCACUAAGAUGCUCUUCUUCUUUCUUUUGUUCAAAGACAUCUUUCUGCCACGAAUGAUGUCUUUUCAAAAUGAUGUAUGUAAACAGGUACACAAACAAGCAACAUAUAAGAUACGUUACCGGUCUUAAGGGAUGAAAUAAUUGAUGCUCUGCCCUGGAGCAAAAUAUCAGAUGUCUACUUGAAUCAUUCCACUGUUUCUCUUCUUCACAAUUUGAUUUGAAGCCUAAUCCUUAAAUUAUUGCAAAGACUAUAAUGACUAUGGAGUAGAGCUAUGCAAACACAAAUCCUUGAAAUAGCAAGAAGUCAAAAGUUAGUGGAGAAAGAAAGAAAAGAAAAAGAAAGAAAGAAAAGAAAAAGAAAGAAAGAAAAGAAAGAAAAAGUAUUACCACUAUUUACAGGAAGAAAACUAGAAAUACAUGAAAUAUAUGAAAAGUUGCUGGGAUUAGAACUUUUAUGAAAGAUUACUUGCAUUUUGUUUUUAAAAAAAGACUCAAAACUAUACAUUGUUAAUUUUUAAAAUGUAGAUUAAUGUUCUGUUCCUGAGAGAUUGUAUUUUAUCAAAGCCAAACAAGAUUUUACUAGAAAAUCUCUCUCUCUCUCUCUCUCUCUCUCUCUCUCUCUCUCUCUCUCUCUCUCAGAGUGUGAAUACAUGUGCAUACAAAGACUCCAACAUACCCACAAUCCGUUACGCUACUACUGUUUUAUUCCAUUUGUGUUGUACAAAUUUGUGAGUUGGGUCAGGGGUGGGACAAGUGGAUAUUGUAGACAAUUCAGUGUGUUAAGGGCUAGGGGUAUUCCUGGAAGUGAAUUCUAAGUGAAGAAUGUAGUUGUGCAAAAAAACAGUUCCAAUGUAGAUGUCGGAAUUGGGGGCGGGUUGUGCAAAAAGAGAGGAUUUUCUACACAAGCCCUGCUGAAAUGCACAGGAGUCUCUCAAGGACAACUUAAUACACACCUGUCAUUUCAGUGGCCCUUCUGUAAGAAUUUUUUUCUGAUGGAUUAUCCUCUUUAUUUGGUGUGUCAGACCUUGGAACAGUGGUUGAAUGUACUUAGUGUUGCUAACUGCUCUGGGCAAAGCAAUGUUUUUACAGAUAAAUUUUUUUAAAAAAAGAUUUAUGUUUAAAAUAUACAUAAAUAAUAAGAGGGAAGUUGCAUUGAAGAAAGUAGGCGGUUUUCUGGACAGGUUUGAGCCAUUCUACUAAUAUUAUUAAAAGAUAAAAAUUAUGCAAAAAGUUUAGCCUUUCUUCUAUAGCGCAAAAGAGCUAAGGGAAGGUUCGUAAGCAAAUGAUACCUAGGCAUUCUCAUACUUUGUAAUAAUUCACUUAAAACAAGUAUUUCAAAGGGCUAAUGAAUGAAUAAAACAUGAUCCUCUCGUGUUUACAGAGAAGUUGUGUUGUGUGUAUGGUAGAUGUUUUUCAGCACAUCUACAGGACGUUUUGCAGCAGGUCAUUAGAAGCAAAAGUUGAACUGGGAAGCCAGGUUUUUCUCUAAGACUGGUGCCCUUUUCCACCUUCGGUUAAUUACUCAUUGUUCUUCUUGCAAAACAAAUAACAACGGCAACAAUAAUGGCCAUUUCCUAGGAAAAACACAUCAUGCUUUCACUUUCAAUGCCUCUGCAGUUUCCCCCCAUUGUUCCUAACUGAAAUAUCUAAAACGGGAAAAAGCAUGAAGGGAAUUGGCAAGAUGAUCAAUGAAAGAUGAUGUGUUUGGACCUCCCCAUAACAUUCUGGAAAGGCGAUAGAACUAUUGUGUACCUGUUGUGUAGCAAUAGCUCUGGUAACCCUGUGUGCAAAUUCUUCUAACUCAAUAUGGAUUCCUCUAACUCAGUGAGUUUCAACCUCAGCAACUUGAAGAAAUGUGGACUUCAACUCCACAAAUUUCCAUGUUGCCAAAGUGGGGGAACCCUGUUCUAACUCAACCUGCAAUCUCAUUCUCCAGAUUAAAUCACGGCCUUGAUCCAGGAUCAGCUCAGUGUGUGAAUAAUGCCUGCCUUGUUUCCUGGGAAGCAAGUGCAAGUUAAGUACUUCGGUGCUGUUGAUUUGAAAUAAUCAGAUUAUCCUCCUCACAUUUUCAAGAGACGUGAAAGUCCAUCUAUCCCUUGUAAGCAGGGCAGACAGGAGGGGAAAAAUUCAAAUUCUACAGGAAAAUAUUGUGCAGUUACAUGCGCAUUCCAAUCAAAAUGAAAGUCAGUCUCUCCCUUUGAAAAAAACCCUGAUGUUAAAUAUAAUAUGGGGGAUGUAGCCCCCAACAUUUUGAAAAGCACCGUAAGCAGUAAUGGGUAGAUUCCAGAAUUUCUUACUGUACGUCGAAGAAGGGAGAGAAAGUGUACCUAAAAGUCUGGGGAAAAUGCAGAGUGAGAUGUUGGCUAUGAGCUCCAUUUCCUAAGAGUCUCUUUAAUUGUUGAGUUGAAAGCAAGUAGCAAUGUGCAAAUGCUGUUUAUUGCUGGUUAAAAAUCUAUGUGCAAAUGCACACGGUUACAAAAUAUUCAACAAGGGCCAGACUAUAUAAAUGGAAAUCAAUCUAAAUCUACUCUAAAAAGAUUCCAAAAUCGUAUUAUUUAGAAUGUCAGAUCCAAAUUAGGAGUGUCAUGUCUUCAUAACAAUGGCAGUAGAAGAAUAUGCCUCUUUUUUUAUUAUUUACCCGUAUCUAUUCAAUUCUGUUGAUCUCUAAGAGUUUAUUGUGAAGGUAUAAAGUUAUUAUAGUGGUGGAUUGGUGAUAUUCUCCUUCAUUCUGAGGGAAAAUGCUUGAUCUUGGGGUAAAAAGCCAGCAAUGAAAAAUUAUAGCUGUCCCUCAUUCCGAAUGGCUUUUCACCCCUGAUGAUGUUUGAAUCUCUUACAACGUACGACCAUCUAGCUUUAAAGCUCUGGCAAAAUUUACGGAAUUCUUGCAGAAUAGAACAUAGCCUGGAAUCCAAAUUACUUCAGUUGGUUGUUUGCACACUUGCUUUUCCUGUAUACACGAUGGUUCUUUUUUUAAAACAAAAGGAAAAAUAAUGAUAAUAUACUGUUUUUUUAAAACAAGAAUCCCUUAAAGGAAGGUGUUUGUAAAUGUUUUGUUUGUAGACAUAAAAAAGGCUGUAUUGUGUUGGAAUUUUACAAGCCAAGUUUAAAUUAUAAUAUAGAAAAUUAUUUUUAUAUUAUUUUCAAAAUAUGCUAUGAAGCAAUAUUUUGCGCCUUUAUUAUUAUAGAGUCGUUGUCAAUUUAGUAAGUUGGUGUGGGAACUGUGGUAGUAAUAACCUUGUGAAGGAAGCUUUGUAAGUGUUAUGAAACAAUCUGAAUGCGUUUUGUCUGUGUUUGCCUACUGAAAGUUGCAAUACAGAAUGAUUUUUAUUGAAAA
Molecule: messenger RNA, 10054 nt
Organism: Pantherophis guttatus
Lineage: Eukaryota; Metazoa; Chordata; Lepidosauria; Squamata; Colubridae
Source: RefSeq, a predicted model, not a curated record